Cryptotermes secundus is the source of this 6415-nucleotide messenger RNA. RefSeq names its product IQ motif and SEC7 domain-containing protein 1 (gene siz). Lineage: Eukaryota; Metazoa; Arthropoda; Insecta; Blattodea; Kalotermitidae. The transcript has 12 exons. The record is from RefSeq and is a predicted model, not a curated record. Gene Ontology annotation, molecular function: guanyl-nucleotide exchange factor activity. Gene Ontology annotation, biological process: regulation of ARF protein signal transduction; actin cytoskeleton organization. Bases 172 to 3153 code for a protein of 993 amino acids.
UUUGCAUAUUGUGCGGCAGAAACGUGUGUAGCCUUGACACACCUAAGCUAGAUCGAAGGCCAUGGCCUGGGCAGUGGGCUGAUCAAGCGAAGAGCUGUCGGAGUUGGGGUUAUUGUGAAAUGUCAGAAGUGUAUAAGUAGUUUGUGUAGUGAAAGUAAUGUAAUUUUAAAUAUGAGUGACAAAACCGAAGCGGAAUUGUCGCUGGUUUUCGAAUCGAAAGAAGAGUUACAGAAGUCGCUGGAAAACAAUGUUGCUAUUAUACAUCGGCAGUGUCAAGAGAUACAAGAUCUGAAAAAUGAAUUGGAUGCAGUUACUACAGAACGUGAUAUGUUGUUAUGUGAAGUUAGUAAAUUGAAAUUUGAAAUGGAGAUUGCAGAUUUGAAGAGACUUCAUGAUGGAUGUUCUGGUGAGGUGUUAGAAGGUCAUUGUGUGGCAGAACUCCAGAUGAACGGACAACUUGCUGUCUUGAGAGACAGUUAUCCUCAAACAUCAGAGCGGUCCCCAUGCAGUCUUGGAAACUCACAUUUGUCCAGCAGGGGACAAGGCCUCCACAAGAAAGGUUCCGUUCGAGAAAGUGGAGAUGUGCUCAAAAGAUCUCGGGUCCAAACUACGUAUGAACUCUCACAAGAUUUGUUAGAAAAACAAAUUGAGAUGCUGGAGCGGAAAUACGGUGGUGUGAAGGCUCGUAAUGCAGCUCUUACAAUCCAGAGGGCAUUCCGUCGCUACACACUACUGAAGAAAUUCGCUGCAAUCACUGCAAUGGCUAAAGCUGAGAAACGACUUAGCCGGAGACUACACACUUCAUAUGAGGUUUGCGCCCGAUUUGUAGACAGUGAACUGGUUAUCAGAAACAAUUUUGCAGGCUUGUCUCAAGAGUUACGGCAAAAUUGUUCCCCACAGUCUCAUGUCACUACCCGCCCCCUGCCACUACGCUCCAUGUCGAUGCGAGAACGGCGGAACAUUGACAGUCUCCCUCUACCAAGGAGUCAGUCUAGUCGCUGUGAUACGGCUCAUUUCAAUGUCCAGUUGGAUUACUACACCCCCACAUCAUUGGCGCCAUGCCCUUCCUAUAAUGGCCCUAAACACUUCUGGGACACAACGCACUACUACAUGCCACAGGAGGCAUUCUCGGAAAGUGGUGAGUUUGGACAGGACAGUGCUCUGAAUCGAGACUCAUCAUUACGUCGAACCAUUGCCACAUCACCACUUCACCAAAAUAAUGCACCUUGGAAUAGACAAGAGAGUUGGACAUCAAAAUCAGGGACCCCACCACAGAGACCAUGGUGCCAAGGGCAGAAAGUACCUCCAGAGGUGCCAAAAAGAACUUCAUCCAUCUCUUCCCGAUCGACAGAAACAAGAUCUCUUCGAGCCAAUGGCCUGAAUAAGACAAGGGAAAAUGGGAGUUUAUCUAGUGUUCAGUCUUCAGGAAGUGAUAGCAGCCUUUCUACUGACAGAGUUACAUGUGAGAAUUUAGAAGACAGUAACCAUAGAUGUUCUCCAAUAUGGAAACGGAAAGGCCAGUCAAACUCACCCGAUCAUCAAGAAGUGUCAUCGGAACCUUCCAGUAAAGAACUGAGCCGCUCACAUACAAAUGCAGCAUAUCAGCUUCCAUUGCAAGAUCAUGUAGAAGCCCAGGGACAACAUACUAUGUAUAAGGUUUCAGAGACAGUGAGGAAACGUCAGUAUAGAGUAGGCCUCAAUCUUUUCAAUAAAAAACCUGAAAGGGGAAUUGCCUACCUUAUUCGUCGUGGCUUUCUUGAAAAUUCGCCCCAGGGAGUUGCAAGGUUCCUGAUAUCAAGAAAAGGACUGAGUAAGCAGAUGAUAGGGGAAUACUUAGGCAACUUACAGAGUCCUUUCAACAUGGCUGUGCUUGAAUGUUUCUCCCAAGAGUUGGACCUCUCAGGAGUGCAGGUGGAUGUAGCACUACGCAAGUUUCAGACUUAUUUUCGAAUGCCAGGGGAGGCACAGAAGAUUGAGAGGUUAAUGGAAGUGUUUGGUCAGCGCUAUUGUCAGUGUGAUCGAGAUGUGGUUGCAGGAUUUCGAAGUCCAGACACUGUCUUUGUUCUGGCCUUUGCUAUAAUAAUGCUAAAUACAGAUCUCCAUACACCAAAUUUAAAACCUGAAAGGCGCAUGAAAUUGGAGGAUUUUAUUAAAAAUCUUCGAGGCAUUGAUGAUGGAGCAGAUAUAGACCGUGAUAUACUUGUUGGUAUAUAUGAAAGAGUGAAAGCCAAUGAGUUCAAACCUGGAUCUGACCAUGUUACUCAAGUUAUGAAGGUACAGUCAACAAUUGUUGGGAAAAAACCAAAUAUGGCGCUUCCUCAUCGACGGCUGGUGUGCUACUGCCGGCUGUAUGAAAUACCCGACAUCUAUAAAAAGGAGCGUCCUGGGGUUCAUCAAAGAGAAGUUUUUCUUUUCAAUGAUCUUUUGGUUAUCACUAAAAUCUUGAGCAAAAAGAAAAAUUCUGUAACCUACACAUUUCGGCAGAGCUUUCCACUUUGCGGGAUGGUGGUCACUCUAUUUGAAGUUCCAUAUUACCAGUAUGGUAUCAGAUUGUCUCAGCGAGUGGAUAACAAAGUAUUGGUUACAUUUAAUGCACGCAACGAACAUGAUCGUUGUAAAUUUGCUGAAGAUUUGCGAGAAUCCAUUAGCGAAAUGGAUGAGAUGGAGAAUUUACGCAUUGAUGCUGAACUCGAACGUCAAAAAAGUGGCCGUGGGGGUCGCAGUAGUACUGAAAACAGAGACAGUGGAGUAGCAGAUGUGGAGGUUUGUCCGUGUGUGCAAUCGGGGCUGGGGGGCUGUGACAGUGACGGUUAUCCAGAGGGCGACAGGGAACAUCAUGUACCUGACACUGUGCUCAAGCGAUCUGCUCUCAGCAACUCUCUUCUAGAUAUUCAUGAGCAGUGUGAUAAACCACAGCGGAGAGGAAGUAUGGGAUCUCUGGACAGCGGAAUGUCCAUUUCAUUCCAGUCCAUAUCUACCAGCACUGUUAGUCACGACUCAUCACCUCAGAAUGUUCAGUCACUUUCAAAAGCUAAAGGAAGCAAGCAGAUGAUUCAUCAGCAGUCCUUCCUUGGAGGUUUGUUUGCCAAGAGAGAACGCAAAGUUUCUCGUGCAGAAGAGCCGAACCCCUUCAGUCGCAGUACAGAUGUAUAGUAAUGCUGAUAUAUGCACAGACAGUUGAAUGUUGGUGAAUUUAUUAAUUGCAGAUAUCUCAUUUGCAUAACAUUUAAUGUGUUUGGUCACUAAAUUUCAACUUCCUUAACCUUCUUAUGACUGAUAUUGAUAGAGUGUAAAGUACUGAGAAAAGAGCCCUGAUAUUACCUGUUCCUUUGCCUCAUUACCUUAAUGUACAAUUAUAUUUGUUGGAUAUUUCCCCCCUUCUCUUUAGUAUUGUAUAAUUUUAUAUUUAAAUAAAAUUCAAGUUUUUUGUACAUUAAUACUUUUCACGUGUGUAUCAAGUGAUGAAUAAAGUCUCAUAAUCAUACUUCCAUGAUGUUAAUAAGAGAAUUGUAUGGCAGUUCAGCUUAAUUGUUAUUUAUUACACAUUAUGAAAUGUGAGACAGUGUAUAAACUUACUUAUAGUGUAUAAGUGUAAUUAACAAGAAUUUUUCUUGCUGAAAGAUGUUAUAAGCAUCAUUUAACUAAAUAGUAAUUUAAUUAGGUGAAUAUAAUAUUAAUUUCACCAUAAGUUCUGGUUAAUCAGAACCUAAGUCAGUGAAAUUAAUACAGUAAUAAAACUUUCAUGUACAGAAAGAAGUUCAUUCGCACAUGAAUUUAUGUGAUUUCAUUGAUUUUUGGCAUGAUUUUUGUGCAAGUGGUACAAUUACCAAAUACCAAAAAGAAAACUUGGUCAGACUGUUAAGUUGCAUAAAUGUGUGUGUUUGAGUGGAAGAAAGUGAGAGAGAGAGAAAGUUGUGUGUAAUAAUUAUAUGAUGGGCAUACACACAUUAAAAUAAAUGAUUAUAUAUGAAUUAUUGGAAUAUACUAUUUAAGUACUAGUAUCAAUAUAAAAUAACCAUUUCCUAAAUAAACAUUGCAGAUUUCUAAUGCAGUUUUUACUGCAGGGACAUUUGUUUUGUGUUAAUACAGUGAAAUGCAUUACAGUGAACUUCAGCCAACGCAGGAAUUGUACUGAAUGAAAUGGAAAUUCAUUGAAACAAUAAAGGGCAAGCAUGUAUAUCAAAUCUUAAAAAGGUAACAAAAGAAGUAAGCAUUGUCACAUGUAAGUAACGUGCUUACUAGCAACUGAUAUUGAGGUUUCUAAACCAGUUUUGGUCUUUGAAGCAGGAAUUACUGAGCCACCUUGCAGUGAAAAUCUAACCUCUUAUAAAUAUGAAAUUUUGCAACCCAUGUGUGCACAUACCAACACAUGAAUGCACACACAUUCACAUUCUACUUGUUACUGACCCUGAAAUAUGUACAUCUACUUUCACUUUUUCAUUCUGUACAUUGUUCUAUUUCCACUAUUCCACCAGUUAGUAAUCCGUUUCUUUUUUCAUCCUACUCUUGCACUUCAAGCAAAAGUUUGGCCCUUUCAUGUGGAUAAGUUGAGUACAUUAUUACACAGUCCCCAACUUUUUAUAUUUUGAGCAUUUGAUGUCUUGUGAGAAAUGCUCAGAGUACUGGUAUGUCAUCAAGUUUCUGUUCAUAAAAAAAAAUUGUUUUAUAUUGUCAGUAUUACAUUUUCAUCUUUGGAAUAAUCUGCCCAUAGCACUUCACUUUGUAUCAAAUUGUGCUGACAGCACAUACUGUCCAGUAACCCUCCUAGAAAUGGUUUCAGUUCAGCCUGUACUUCUUUUGGAAUUGAUAUGGCCAGUUGAUAAUGUCAUGCUUAUUGUUUCACUGCAUUGUAGUAGCUAAGUAAUACUUGUUGAUAUGCUUUGUGCAAAUGUUUCUUUUAGUCACUUGGAAGUUAGUGUCAUAAUCAUUAGAUGUGCUUCAGACUCUGUCCUAGAUCAUUAUGGGAAAGUGUUUUAUGUCUUUCUCUUGAAAACAUAGAAAGAUUAUGGCAUGAUAACAUAUUUCAUAGUUAAUAUGUUAUUCCUGCCUCUGUAUCACCUCUGAUGGAACUUCCAGAAUUGUUGUGGCAUAUAAAUUGUUUAUGCCUGUUGCUGGAGUGCUGAACCACAGGGAAAUAACCUCUGAAUAGUAUUUGACACUGGUUCUGAUGUUGGACACUGCUACAGUGAAAGCCACUAGUAUCUGACAUGUAUUUUGCCUGUUUACUCCUCCUUCUCCACCACCACCACUGCCACAGCGACUGCCAAUGUUUGGACCUUUCAGCGUGUUCUGUUCCUCUGUAAGAUAGGAUCCUUCCAGCAUAAGUUUGGAUGUCCAAUGGAUCUUGUUCCUCUAGGUUUAUAAUCUGUUAACUGUUUUGGAAUGCAUACACUUUCUAAAGUGAGAGACACACUCUCUCCCACACAUGGGUACAGGUUGUCGUCUGAAUCAGAGAAGCCAAGAGGGGUGGCACUUGCUGUGUAUUUAUACAGAUUUACAAGAUGCCAACCUUUGCUAUGUUUUUAGUUUACAUAUAACACUUGCUUACACAACAUUGCCAUAGGGGUGCUUUCCCUUUCCAGUACUCUUCCAAUGUAUUUAUGAACUUUGGUCGGUAACUAUGGAUGUCAUCAAAAGAUUUGUAAUAUUCAGUAACAUCCGUAUUCACUUUCUCUACUCUGCCCCUGACCAAGGCUCAGAAUAACAAGGAGAGAGUAUUGUUCACAAACAAUUUACACAAGAUUUCAUUUCUGCAUUGGGAAUAACACGUGUAUGCUCUUGCCUUCUCAAUAAACAUUGAUCUGUAAUGAAUAAAAUAUGAACUCACAGUAAUCAUUUGUUGCGCCUGUAACAUCCAUUUAAGGUUUUUUUAAUAUAUAUACCUAAAAAUGUCAGUUCCAAUGAGUAAGCAAUUUCCAAGUUAUUAUAGAGUAUCUGCAGUCUAACCACAAACCUACUGUUACUAAGAUGGAAUAACAUAGCAACUAUUUUUUUAAUAUUUAUUAAAAGGUUAUUUACCUCAAACCGUAUUUCAAGCUGUUUCAUGAUCUUAUUUAUUUUCUGUUGAGCUACAUCUUCAUCUUUAUCAACAACAAGUACGUUAAUAUCGUCUGCAAAUGAUACCAUUUCCGCACCUUGUACAUUUAGUGGGAGAUCCUUUAUAUACAGAAGAAACAAUAGUGGUCCCAGAAUUGACUCCUGUGGUACCCCAUGUAUUGUUUCUCUCAAGGGUGAUAUACAUAUAUGUAUUUUGGAUGAUAUUUUUAUUCAGGUUAUUUAGUGCAACAAAUUGUACUCGGUGAGAUAAGAUUUAAACCAUAAAUUAGUAACCCCUCUGAUCCCAUAGUAAUUUAAUUUAUCUAGUAUUUUUUUUUAUUGCUAGUGGGGUGGGACUAAGUCCCUUGUACUGCAGCCA